Molecule: messenger RNA, 14548 nt
Organism: Physcomitrium patens
Lineage: Eukaryota; Viridiplantae; Streptophyta; Bryopsida; Funariales; Funariaceae
Source: RefSeq, a predicted model, not a curated record
UCUCUUUCUCUCUGUCUCUCUCUUGCUCGCCUCGAUGCUCGUUGGAAGAAGGGGCUUCCUUCCUUCCUUCCUUUGUCCAUCUCUCCUUUUCCUUUGUUGCGCCGCAACUCAUUGUGGUAGAGCUUGUGCAAGAAUUUUUGGUGUUUUGGAUGCAAAGUCGAUUCUCUGAGUGGGGACAUGGAUUUUUGAGGCAGCUGCGAGUGAGAAUCUUUUUGGAGUUGAGAUGGAGUAGCAGAGGUUGGGUAGUGGCUGCGAGAUGAUCGAAACAGUUUGGUGAUGAAGAUUGUGGAGACGUAGAUCCAAUUCGAAUGAUGUUGAUGAGGGGAAAACAAGAAGGGGAGGCGGGUUGGAGAGUGUAAAUGUGCAGUGAUUCUGGAUCCCGCGUGGAAACACCGGAGGGGUUGGAAAUGGUGGAAGAAAAUCGCGGAAGCUUUUUGGGAGUAUAAUUCGUGGAGCUGCGCUGAAAGAGUCUGUCAAUAUGUUUGAGGCUCAUGUCCUGAAUCUUCUUCGUCUUUAUCUUGGAGAAUAUGUUCGUGGACUCUCAGUUGAAGCCUUGAAGAUCAGUGUUUGGCAAGGAGAUGUUGUCUUGAAAGAUUUGCAACUCAAGGCGGAGGCCUUGAAUGCAUUACGGUUGCCUAUCACAGUAAAAGCUGGCUUCCUGGGUUCGGUCACAUUGAAGGUUCCAUGGAAUCGACUAGGCAAAGAUCCUGUAAUUGUGCUUCUUGACCGCAUUUUUAUACUUGCUGAGCCUCUCCAAGAUGAUAGGACCUUCAGGGAAGAGGACAAAGAUAAAUGGUAUGAGGCGAAAAGACGCAAGUGUGAGGCGGCUGAACUGGCUAUGCUUGAGGCCAAGGACCACAAGACAGCUGGGCCUCAACAAACAGAUACAACCUCUAACACCUGGUUCAGCUCUUUGAUAGCAACGAUUGUUGGGAAUCUGAAAAUCUCAAUCACUAAUUUACACAUUCGUUACGAGGAUGAAGUGAGCAAUCCAGAGCGUCCAUUCUGUUCUGGAGUUACGUUAGCGACGCUAGCAGCUGUCACUAUUGACGAACAGGGAAAUGAAACAUUUGUUACUAGUGGGGCCUUGGAAAGACUCCGCAAGUCUUUGCGUUUGGAACGUCUGGCUGUAUACCAUGACUCAGGUAGCAAACCGUGGUCUAUGGAAAGAAUAUGGGAGGAUAUGACUCCCCAGGAAUGGGAGGAGGUUUUCAUGGAGGGUAUUAAAAAUGAUGCAUCUCCUGACAAGCCCUUGCCGAAAUGGGCGGCUGGUCGUCAGUACUUGCUGCACCCAGUAGGAGGACUUAUGACAUACAAUCGUCGUGGAAAACGUGAGACGCGGAAACCUGAUGUUCCAUUUCAGGAAGCCAAACUUGUACUGGAGCCCGUGUCAUUGACAGUCUCAGAGGCUCAGUACUGUGAUGGAAUGAAACUUUUGGAAGGAGUGUCGACGUAUCGCAACAGGUUGGAGUACAGCCACUUCCGUCCUCAAGUGCCUGUUAAGGGGAAUACGCGGGCUUGGUGGCUUUUUGGUUGUCAAGCUGUUUUACAGCAAAACUCCAGAGUUUGGUAUCGGCUGCAGUGGUCAAAAAUAGCUGAUUCUUGUCGCAAGAGGCGAAAUUAUGUGGAACUCUAUGCAAAAUGUCUGCAUCAAGGUUUUAAAGUAGAUAAUCAAGAAAUCAAGGACAUGGAAAAGGAUCUUGAUAUUGAAGUGAUCCUUCUUUGGAGGCUGUUGGCUCAUGCAAGGGUUGAAAGUGUAAAAUCCAAAGAAGCUGCCGUAGAACGAGAACGAAUAAGGAAAAGUUCUUGGUGGUCGUUUGGCUGGGGAAGUGUAAAUUCCAGCCAAGCUGGCACCCAAGCGACAUCUCCUAAUGACUCCCCAAUGUCAUCUACAUCUCCUACGCCUCCUAAUGGUGCCGAUGCUCCUGGGGAACUCACCAAAGAGGAAUGGAGCAAAAUCAAUCAGUUAUUGAGUUACCAGCCAGGAGAAGAUGUGCUGAAUGUUUCAAAAACCGAAGGGCCUAAUAUGAUGCAGAUGGCCCUUGACGUCAACAUCCGACAGGGGUCGGCUCGUAUUUUAGAUAAUAAUAAUAUGGAGAUUUUAUGUGGAACAUUUGAAAACUUGCAAGUUGGAAUACAAGUAUAUCCAAAAACAUUGGCUUGUGAAGGGCAACUCCAGUUCUAUGGCCUCUCUGCGCCUGAAGGAAUGCUUAUUGAGAGUGUGAGUCGAGAGGGAAGAGACCAUGCCUUGUCAGCGACUUAUGUGCAGUCUCCUUAUGACGAGAAUUUAGACUGGAAAUUAGCUGCCACUAUGUCACCCUGUCACGUUAAGGUGUGGAGGAUAAGUUUUGAGAGGUUUCUUCAUUUUUUGAAGAGCAGUCAAGUUCUUAGUCCUGGUGUCGCCCUAGAGACUGCAGCGGUCUUGCAGAGUAAGUUGGAGGAAGUUACACGUCGUGCACAAGAACAGCUACAACAAGCGUUUGAACAGCAGAGCAGAUUCUCUAUUGACCUGGACCUGGAUGCUCCUAAGAUUUCUAUUCCAGCUAAAAUCAGCAAGAAUGACGAUGAUGAGACACAGCUCCUUCUAGAUUUGGGACAUUUCACUCUCCACACUACAACAGAUGCUAGUCGGGAUGCCGACGUGUUAAAAGCUGAUUUAUAUUCUCGAUUCUCUAUAACUGGAAAAGAGAUAUCGGCAUAUGUGGUGGACAGAGAUUUUCAUUGGUCUGAAAUCUCUUCGUUAUCAUCGGCGUCGCUGUCAUCUGGUGAAACAUCUCCAGAGACUGAAGGUGAAGAGCCAAAAUCUAGCGGAGUUAUUCUUCCAGUAUUGGACCCUUGCGGCAUGUCGCUCGUUCUUGAUCAGAUUCGAGUACAACAUCCAAAUUAUCCAUCCACGAGGCUUGCCAUCAAAGUGCCACGCCUUGGCAUACACUUUUCCCCUGCAAGGUACCAUAAACUUAUGUCUGUUUUAAGUGCAAUCGGAACUGUUGACAACAAUCCAGACGACUCUUCAGAAACAGAAACGGCGGUGCCGUGGCAGCGUUCGGAGUAUUCGGGGGAUGCUCGGAUUUUGGUUUGGGGGGGUAUAGGAAGUACAGUAGCAGAGUGGCAGCCUUGUAGAGCAGUUCUUGCUGGAACAUACUUAUACGUGUUGGAGUCUGAAAGUGCGCACACUUAUCAAAGGUGUAUCAGUGUGACUGGGAAGCAGGUAGUCGAAGUACCCUCUGCUAACAUUGGCAACUUUAAAAAUGUAAUUGCCGUUUGCCAUCGCGGUGUUAACAUUCAAAAGGUUGUCGAGUCCUCAAGUGCUCUUAUCUUGCAAUUAAAAAGUGAAGAACUUAAAGCUGCAUGGCAGUACUAUAUGGCUCUCGCCACGUACAAGGCAUCUACACCGCUUCUGGCAAUGCCUCCCGAAUCAAGCGAUGAAGAUGAAGACGAUGUUGAUGACGAUGGUGUGGGGAUCGGUGAAGGCAAAAAAAUGCUAGAACCAAUGGAGCCUGCAAAACAACCUCAACUUUUUGUGAUGGGCUUCCUUCAGGAGUUGCGGAUUUUUCUAAGUAACUCGACCUUUGUCGGUGGCUCUUCUUCUCUGGGUGAUGAAAAACUUAUUCUUGAGUUGCAAGCUCAUGGUGGCAAGGUCGAUGUGCUGCAACGCCAGUAUGACUUAUCUAUCACUAUGAAGGUGCACUCGUUGAGGAUUGAGGACAAGUUGCAGGGGCAUGUCGCUCCAUCAUGUCGUUACCUUGCUCGGUCAUCACUUUCUGCUGAUGCUGAAGUGGAUGAUGUGGAGGCUAGUUGUGUAGAGAAGUUACAUCCUGAUGCGAUAGAAGAUGAUAAGAUGGAAGAGGUUGAGGAGGAGGAGGAUGAGGAUGAGGAGGAUGAGGAUGAGGAGGAGGAAAUCUUUGAUGAUGCGUUGGCAGAAUUUGGAGUUCCAGGUUCUCCUUCGUCUAGUGAGCGUGGCUCUUUCCACCGCUUAUUCUCAUCGGGAAGAAGCGACCUUACACCAAGCCAGGAAAAAUCUCUUCGGCACUGGGAGUUAGAACUGAUAAAUCUUGUGAAAGAGGGGACUGUACAAGAUAUGUGGGUGGAUUCUUUGGACGAAGUAGUGUCCGAUUUUGCAAACAUGCGUCUGAUAAUUAGACAAUCAAAUUCUCCAGAUUAUGAUGAUACAGACGUUCAGAUGGCUAUUAGAAUGGCUACACUAGACUUCUUCUGCAACCGUCCUACUGUUGUAGCACUUAUAGAGUUUGGUUCACAGCUAAGUGAUUCUCCUGGGGGUUUGUCCUCUUCGUCAGCAAAGACCUUCGAGGAGGGUGAUUCUAAUGGUAACCCUGAAGCCAGUGCACCACGUGAUGUAGUGAAAGGCUUAUUAGGUCGUGGUAAAUCUCGAGUUGUGUUUGGAUUAAAGUUGGAGAUGGAAAGUGCUCGAAUAUCUGUAAAUAAGGAAGAUGGGUCUCAGCUAGGUAUGCUUGCUCAAGACAAAUUUCAUUUUGAACUCAAGGUUUAUCCAGGUUCUCUUAAUAUAUCUGGGACGCUUGGAAAUUUACGCGUCUGUGACAUGUUCCUUGGAGCUGAUCACCAAUGGGGUUGGCUUUGUGAUAUCCGAGACCCCGGUGCGGGAUCGCUGGUUGAGUUGGAAUUUCAAUCUUAUAACAAGGAUGAAGAUGACUACCAAGGGUUCGACUAUUCACUUUCAGGGAAGCUGUCAGCAGUGCGAAUUGUCUUCCUGUAUCGUUUUAUUCAGGAGAUUACAGCAUACUUUGUCGCACUCGCUACUCCACAAACCACACAAGUUGUAACAGUUGUGGACAAAGUGGGAGGAACCGAAAAACUUAUUCAGGAGUCUGAUGUAGAAGGUUCUUCAGCUGUAAAGUUGGACUUUUCACUUGACACCCCUAUUAUCAUAAUGCCCCGCAGCUCUGAUAGCCAAGAGUUUAUGCAGUUGGACUUGGGUCACCUUGAGGUGCAUAAUAGCUUUGAGUGGCAUGGUGGAGACAAGGAUGUUGCAUCUGCUGUACACCUGGAUGUUCUUCAUAUUGAGCUUACAGGCAUCAACAUGGUUGUAGGCAUUAAUGGUCAGGCUGGAAAAUCCAUGCUUCGAGAAACUAGAGGUCUUCAGGUGAAAGUUCAGCGACCUUUGAGGGAUCUUUUCAAGAAGGUGCCAGAGCUAGCCAUUGAUGUUCAGGUACCAUUGCUGAGUGGGGUUAUGACUCACAAAGAAUAUCUGGUUAUCAUUGACUGUGCAUCUACAAACUUGUCAGAAGAACCUCAUCUUCCGCCAACUUUUCGAGAACCUCCAAGAACGAGUGAGAUAAGUGAUGAAGAGAAGAUGCUCCUUGAAACUCCAGGUGAAGCUGAGGAUGAUAAAUCCGCUGUUAGUACCAGGAAUAUUGAUCCUGCUUCGGCUGCUGCGGCGUAUACGAAAAUGCGAGUAACUGUAGAUGUUCGGCAGGUUGAAUUGGAUUUGUACAUUGGCCUAGAAUCGGAGAUACCUUUGGCGCGUUUAGAGAUCCAAAAGUUCUGGCUCAGUUACUGCAAUACUUCUACAAAUAACAUGGAUAUUUUGAUAACGCUAUCUAAGUUGUCAGUUCUAGAUCAGCGCCCUGACACAAGGCCUGAAAUGCGACUGAUGCUGGGUUCAAUGGCUGAUGUCGAGAAGCUGGGAGUUCCUGUAAGGACAGCUGUAGAAGAUGAAAAUGCACUUGACACUUCUCCAGAACUGACAAUGCUGGUUUUGGAUUUACGUUUUAAACCAGAAUCUCAAGCUUACGUUAUUCGUGUUCAACGCCCUCGGCUGUUAGUGGUUGUGGAUUUUCUUCUUGCCGUUGCGGAGUUUUUUGUACCUUCCUUGGGUAAGGCUGCAUUAGAGAGUGAUCAUGAAAACUCUCAGAAUGAUACAGACGUCGUGGAUGAACAUAUCCGACUUGCGACCUCAUCGUACCAACAGAAGGACGACACUAUCGUUCUAAGUAGUGAACGACAGCUUAUUGCGGAGGCAUACGAUGUGGAUGAAUUCAUCUAUGAUGGUUGUGGGAACACACUGUUGUUGGAUGUUAAGGAUGAUGAAAAUGGGCCAGCAUUUAUGGAGCCGCUCAUUGUGAUUGGUUCUGGAAAAAAUUUGCGAUUUAAGAAUGUUCGCAUUGAGAAUGGAUUUUGGUUGAGUGAAUGUGUCCACCUCAGCGCAGAUAGUAGCUACACUGCUUCUCUUGACGAUGGCGUUAUUCUGGAAGGCAUAGGUGUAGAUUCCUCCGGUGGUGUCUCUGUACAAGCAGCACCGCAUACUAAUUCUUUAUUAUCACCCAGUAAAUCUUCUGGCAAGAAAUCUAGUGAGGAGCAGAAGACCACAGUCAGCAAUUAUGUUAUUGAUAUCCAGGCUGUUGCACCAGAACUUACUUUCUAUGAUAGCACCAAGUGGCCUGUUGGUGGUCCACGACGGGAAAGGGUGCUGAGGGCCAACUUGGACUGUUACGUCAUGAUAAAAUCCAAGGGAGACGAUAAGUGGAUUAAGGGAAUGGUGAAGGGGCUUACGGUUGAAGGUGGUUCUGGGUUAGUGGUUGUUGAUCCAGUGGAUGUUUCUGCUGAGUAUGCUUGUGUUCAAGAGAAGAUCACGUUUUUAGCAGGAGCUUCUGAUAUUUCAACCCGCCUUUCAUUUAAUGUGCUCUCACUUAUUUUGCGGUUUCAAGAUGAUGCUUUUUCAACCUUCAAAUUUGGUGGCGCUCAGGCCCUCUCUCGGUGUACUCAUUUUGAUAGAAUAUGGGUGAAUGUCUCUGGUGAUAAUACAACUCAGCAAGUUGCAAUAUGGCGUCCUCGUGCUCCAUCGGGUUACCUGAUCAUGGGUGACUGUGCAACUUCUGGAGUUGCUCCCCCCUCUCAGGCGGUUAUGGCUAUCAGCAAUACAUGUAAAUUUGCUCAAAAACCAAUUGGGUUUGAGCUUAUUUGGUCCACCAGAGGUGACGCUGAACCUAGAGGUGGAUCGGAUGCACAGAAAGAUGACGUUAAUUCAGAAUGUUGCGUUUGGAUGCCAAUCGCUCCUCCAGGUUACCUCUCUCUAGGUUGUGUUGCUGAGAGGGGUCUAUCACCGCCUUCUCUAAGUUCUGUUCGAUGUAUUCGAUCUGAUAUGGUGACUUCAGGAUCUCUAAGUGACUGUAUUUACUAUUGUCCGCCUGAUGAUGGCGGCAGAUACAAAAACGGUUGCAGUAUAUGGCGCGUGGAAAAUGCUGCUGGAUCUUUUUAUGCCCAUUGUUCCACAACACCUCCAUCAAGGAUAUUGACACGGGAUUUGAGUGAAACUCUCUUGAGGACAGUAUCUCAUAUUGUCAUGGAUAUGGAUAAACCUGAUGUGAAAGCAGAAGCAUCUUCUAACCAAGGCUCAUUAAGAAGAUUGCCAAGUGUUAAUUCCCGCGUUGAUUCCAUGGCAAGUGGCAGACACAGUACAGGCCGCUAUUUGAUUACAACUCCACAGUUCGAGCGGUUGUGGUGGGAUAAAGGUUCAGAAUUUCGUCAUGCGGCAUCCAUUUGGCGGCCUGUUCUUCCUCCUGGCUAUGCUAUUGUAGGAGAUUGCCUAAUGCAAGGAUUGGAGCCGCCAGGUGUGGGCGUUGCCUUACGCGAUGAUAAUACUGGUCGCCUAGCAAAACCUUUGCGUUAUCUGCAACGUAUGCACACUACGGGGAGAGGGCUCGAAGACGUUGUUGUCUGGUUUCCAGUGGCUCCAGCCGGCUAUGUUGCAGUUGGUUGUGUUGUCACGAAAGCUCCAGAGAUGCCGUCUGUUGAUUUGGUUCGUUGUUUACGCGUUGACCUGGUCAUCCAGUCGCGGCUGUUAAAGCCGGCAAUCUGGACGUUGUCUUCAGAACGGAGUCCUAAUUCUGUGUGGAGCAUGUCUGGAGUUCGUGGAGGUUACAGCUGCAGCAUGUGGAGAGUCGAAAAUCAGGCGAAUACCUUUUUUGCAAGACCAGACUUGAAGUGUCCACCAGGAAGAAUGGCAUAUGCUUUAGCUGAUGGGAAGAAGAAAGCGCGGGACAAAUUAUCUGCAGAGCUCAAGAUUGGGCGGAUUUCUGCCAAUGUAUUUGAUGAUAUGGGUGGCUUGAUGACACCUCUUGUUAAUACGACAAUAACAAACAUAAACCUUGCUGCACAUGGGCGGUUGGAAGCAAUGAGUGUUGUGAUCAUUUCAAAUAUGGCUGCCUCCACUUUCAACACACAACUGGAAUGUUGGGAACCCAUUAUUGAACCGUUUGAAGGAAUAUUCAAAUAUGAGUCUUUCGAUGUGGAUUCCGAGGCUGCUUUCAAGGUUGGUAAGCGGAUACGUAUAACUGCGGCGAAUGCUGUGAACGUUAACAUUACAUCUGCGGGCUUGGAAACUCUUGUGCAAUCUGUAACGUCAUGGCGCAAACAAACUGAGUUAGAAGAGCAAGCUCGCAUGACUCUUGAAAUGGAAGGUAGUGAUUAUAAGGAACCAAGUCCUGACACUUUCAACAGUGCACUGGAAGAGGAUGAACUGGAGAAACUACUAGUCCAAAACAGACUAGGAUGUGACUUGUACUUGCGGAAAUUUUUGGAUAAUUUUGAGCAAGUGGAAUGUCUUUCCAAGGAUGCCAGUAGUUUGGUGCACUUGCCGCCAGUACGAUUUCCUGAUAGAUUUGUUGAUGUCACGGACUCCCGACCACCACGCCACUUUGUUGCUGUCCAUGUUUCUGAAGCAAAGGAACUACUUGUCAAUGCUGAUGGAAACCAUCAAGACUAUAUGUGCGCUGUAAAGCUGGCGACCACUAAGUCAACUGACGAGCACAAGACGCUUCCUCAAAGUGCCAGAUCUCGUUGUGUUCGUCCUAAUGCCGUUACGCAGGGUUUGGACUGUUUAGUUGCUGAAGCGAAGUGGAAUGAAGUGUUUAUUUUUGAACUUCCUCAGAAGGGCUCUGCUACUCUGGAAGUUUUGAUAUCUAAUCAGGCUGCGCGAGGCGGAAAGGGCGAGGCAGUUGGUGUAACUUCUAUUUCCCUCGAUAGAAACGUUGAGGGAAAUGCAUCACAAUCAUCAACGUUGUGGAACGUGGUCCGACGAUCCCUGAAACAGGGUCGUGUGACUUCUUGGCCUGCCAUUGAGAAUAAAACUUACCAUCUAUCACAACCUCGAAGAAUGAAUGCACCUAGUGAUCACGAGGCGCAGAAGAAGAGCUGGGGUCUGAUAACUGUAAGCAUGUAUUUUUUCUCUGCGAAGGGCGAGCAGAAAGAGAAAAUGACCGAUUUUGAGUCUAAAGAUGACACAAAAGGUGUGGAUAUUGGACUAUUGCUAGCUGUGACCCCAGAAGGUCCAUGGGCAGGACUCCGAUCAUUUUUACCUGUUACCACAGUGCCGAAGGAGAUUGGUAGGAGGCUUUUAGCUAUAGAAGUGAGCAUGCAACAGAAUCAGAAGUGCGUGAAGGUUAGGAGCCUUGCGACUGUUGUGAAUAAUACAGACAUGGCACUUGAGAUAUGCCUUUGUCCUUAUCCGCUUCUUAAUAUUCCAGAUGGGUCUACUAAAGACUCAGAGAGUAGUCUCUCUACAGUUGUUGAGGAAAUUUUUGAGAAUCAACGAUAUCAGCCUUUAGCAGGCUGGGGAAGCAAAUGGCCUGGACAUAUGAUGCCAGGUGAUCCAAGCCGUUGGAGUAAUCGUGACUACUCGAACACUUCUCCGGACUUAAUGGAACCUUCCUUACCACCUGGUUGGGUAUGGAGUACGAAUUGGUCAAUCGACAGAAACGGUAAUGUAGAUGAGGAGGGCUGGUUUUAUGGUCCCGAUUUUCAGUCUUUGAAGGUUCCACCCUCAUCCUCAAAGGCUAGAAAAAAGUCUAUGUUUGAUUUUGCUAGGCGACGCCGUUUAAUUAGGCAACGCAAAUGUAUCCCUGAAACUCACCAUUUGCAUAGCAGACAAAUAGUAGGAGUGGUUCAACCUGGAGAUUUAGUCCCUUUACCAUGGGCCGGUGGUGACAGCAAUACUGACAUGUGUGUUCAAGUCCGCCCGCAAUCUGAUUCCUCUCUGUACAGCUGGGGCCGGGCUAUCAGUGAUUUGAUAUCUCAAAGCAGGAUGCAGAACAGCAGCGAUGGGGCUGCUUCGGCUGCUCCGCGUCAAACCAAGAGUAAUAUACCAGUUUCCGUUUUACCAGUGAAAGAGCUAGAAAAAGCUGAAGAGAUUUUACUGUCCAGGGUUCUAGAGGGUGGCAGUGGCAGUGGCCACGGUCUUUGCUGGUUGAAUGUGGAUGUGGAUGCCACAGUCCUGUAUAAUGAAGUUAACAAUCCUAUCCCUGAUUGGCGAAUCACGGUUAAUGCUCCUGUGAAGUUGGAAAACCGCCUUCCUUGUUCUGCUGCUUACAUUAUUUGGGAAAAACCAAGGGCAAGUGGAAAUUUGAUUAAACAACAGGAUGGUAUAGUUUCUGCCGGGGGUUGUGUGUACAUCUACUCGGUUGAUGUGCGGAGACCCAUAUACCUCACUUGGCUCGCUCAAGGAGGAUGGAGAUCCGAGAAAGAAAUUGUUCCUAUUUCAGACCCUUCCAUGGAGGAGCUUCCCACUGGUUUCUGGAUGGCACAUCAAGCUAGUAACAGGCGGCUGAGGGUGAGUCUGGAGCAUGAUUUCGGAGGUAGCAGUACGGCUGCCAAGAUCGUGCGUUUGUUUGUUCCUUAUUGGCUUAGAAAUGACGCUUCACUCCCAUUAGCGUAUCGUCUUGUUGAGAUUGAGCCUGACAGUGCUUCAACUGGGGACACUACAUGGCUUACUAGGGCAGCUAAAGCUGCUAAGCAGGCUGCUCGUCGACCCACUCACCCUGGAGUAAAGAAAGCUCUACGAUUGAAUCGAGUGGUCAAUUAUCUGGAAAGAGUGGAGGAUAUGACAGGGACUCCUGUGAUGCUUUCGCUACAGGCCUACUCUGAUCGCAUAGGGGGUUUAUCGCUGUCUUCACGUGCUGAGGAUGGAUUACUCUCGCCUCGCCUUGGCCUUGCAAUCGCUGUAGCAAACAGCAAUGUCUUUAAUCGUGCUCUCUCUUUUCGAGACUUUGAAAAUAAUAUGGAAAGAGUUAAUCUUAAUGCCGUAGAUGAUGGAGGCGCUUAUUACAAGUUGUCUGCGUACUUGGAUAUGUCAUCAGAUCGCACCAAGGUCAUUCAUGUGCAGCCUCACACAUUAUUUGUCAAUCGACUAGGAAGAAGAUUGUCCUUACGUCAAUGUGACCUGAGGCAUGAAGAACUGUUUUACCCAAACGACCCUCCUAAGGCCAUUCUCUGGCAAUCUACGAACGAGCAAGAGCUGUUGAAGGUUAAUGUUGAUGGCUAUCGAUGGAGUAACCCAUUCAGUGUGGAUACGGAAGGAAUUUUUCAUGUAACACUUCAAGCCGAACAAGGUGGUCCAAGUCUCGUAAUACGUGGUGAAGUUCGCAAUGGAGUCAAGGAUUCUCGUUAUUUUGUUGUUUUCCGUCUUGCUGCGCGUCAGAGUCCAUACCGAGUGGAAAAUCUAUCAACUGUUAUACCAAUCAAAUUUCGUCAAGCUGGCGGUGACGAUAGCUUAUGGAAAGUGUUACUUCCUGGUUCAUCAGCUUCAUUUGGCUGGGAAGACCUUCUUCGCAGUCACCUUCUUGAAAUCCUGCCAGAGGGUCAUGAUCCUCAGAAUUCCAUAAAAUUCAACUUAGAUGAGCUAUUUGAUUACCGUCCUUUCCCUUCUGUUCGUGGAGGGAUUGCUGCCUCACUUCGAGCAACAGUAGUGUCAGAGGGGUUUACAAGGGUUUUCAAAGUUAUGGACUGUAACCCCAGCACUUCUAACAUGCCUCUGGCGAUUAUUGGGACUCCAACCACACCUCGGACUCUGUCACCUGAUUUCCAUAGUUUGGAAAACCAAAUCCAUACUAGCAUCGAGUUAUCAGAAUUUGGGCUUUCAAUUGUUGAUCACACUCCUGAAGAACUACUUUAUGUGUCCAUCCAGAAUCUUGUGGUUUCUUAUGCAACUGGAUUGGGAUCAGGGACGAACAGGUUAAAAUUUAAGUUAGAUAGUCUUCAAGUUGACAAUCAAUUGCCUUUGACCCCGUCUCCUGUCCUUUUCAUGGUUCAAGAGUCUCAGACGCAUCGUGAUUUUCUUCUCAAGGGAACAAUCACCAUGCAAGACAAUGGAGUAAUGGAUAGUAUUUCUUAUCCUUACAUCGGCAUUCAGGGCCCAAACGCACCAAAUGUUGCGUUUUUGGUGAACAUUCACGAGCCAAUAAUUUGGCGCUUACAUGAAAUGUUUCAUCAUCUCGACUUGGGGCGCUUAAGCAGCAGCAAGACAACAGCUGUUGCCAUUGAUCCAAUCAUAAAGAUAGGACUACUUCAUACUUCUGAAAUACGAUUCAAGGUUACACUAACAAUGGCUCCUGCGCAAAGACCUCGAGGAAUGCUUGGAUUUUGGGCCACACUAAUAACAUCUUUAGGAAAUACCGAUGAAAUGCCGAUACGUAUUACGCCACGCGUCCAUGAAGAUGUUUCUAUGCGGCAAAGUGCAUUGUGGGCUGCUGCUUUUGCCAGUUUACGAAAUGACUUGCUGAGUCAACCUUUCAAACUACUAACUGGUGUUGACAUACUGGGCAACACAAGCAGUGCGCUUGGAAACAUGAGCAAAGGAGUUGCUGCUCUCUCAAUGGACAAAAAGUUUAUACGUGGUCGUCAGAAACAGGCGAAUGUUGAAGAUUUAGGCGAAGGAAUUCGAGAGGGAGGAGAAGCUUUUGCGAAAAGCCUAUUUCGAGGUGUAACGGGCAUUGUUACGAAACCUUUUGAAGGUGCUCAGAAGUCUGGAGUUGAAGGGUUUCUUCAAGGUGUGGGUAAAGGCGUGAUUGGAGUGGGUGUUCAACCCUUGAGUGGGGUUUUGGAUUUACUCUCCAAAACUACAGAGGGUGCUAAUGCAAUGCGCAUGAAAUUGAGUGCUGCCAUCUCGUUCGAACAGCAGGUUUUGAGACGGCGUUUGCCUCGUGUUAUUGGAGGUGACAAUGUGUUGCGUCCUUACGACGAGUAUAAGGCACGAGGACAGGUGUUGAUGCAACUAGCAGAGAGGGGAACAAUUUUUGGUCCUGUUGACUUUUUCAGAGUACGAGGGAAAUUUGCGAUGUCAGAUGCCUAUGAAGAUCACUUCAACCUGCCGAAAGGGCGUACUCUUAUGAUUACGCAUCGUAGAGUAAUUUUACUGCAGCACCCAACUAGCCUAAUCCAACAAAAAAAGCCCGACCUUCUCAAAGAACCAUGUACUGUGACAUGGGACGUGAUGUGGGUUGACUUCAAGUCGAUGGAAUUAUUUCAUGCAAAAGAUGAAUCUCGGCAAAUGCCACCCUGUCGACUUGUAAUUCGUUCCUUGGGUAACGACUCUCUCAUGUUUGAUCAGAAAGAAACUCAAUUCGUUGUGAAAUGCCACCCAGGCACUAAACAAGCAAUUGAGAUCUGUAAUGCUAUACAACAAGCCUUAAAUACGUAUGGCCCUGGCCGGUCAUCCAACUCAACGCAGGAAUUGCUGAAGAAAUCCUCAGCAAGAAAACCUUAUGCAGGUGCAGGGGUAGGGGCUGCAUCAGGUGCAGCGUUAGGACUUUUGGCAGGACCAGCUGCUCCUAUAGCUGUGCCAGUCAUGGCAACUUUCGGGGCUUUGAUAGGAUCUGCUAGCCAUGCGAUGCUUGACACACCGCAAGAUUCACAACCUCCAUUACAGACGGAUGUUCAGCAUGCAGGGAUAACAAAAGCAUAUGUACACUCAGGGAGACUUAUUAGUGAUUUUAAACUGCUGUGGUGGGAUAAGUCGGCUCCCUGGAAUGAGAAUUCUAAAGUUUCAAUCUGGCGCCCAAUUCCUCCGUCAGGGUACGUGUCAGUAGGGGACGUGGUGCAGUCUUCUUACGACUCUCCAGAUCUUGUCAUGGUGUAUCGUGAUGAUCAUGAUGGAAAAUUUGUUACUCCACAAGGUUUUGAAUUGGUUUGGCGAGAUGCAGAGCACAGCGCUAGGGAGCCAAUAACGAUCUGGAGACCUCGACCUCCACUUGGUUAUGUAGCCUUAGGCUGUGUAAUUGUACCUGAUUAUUAUGAGCCUGAUCUAGGCGUUGUAAGUUGCGUGCGACAAGAUUGUGUGUCUCAAGCUCCUUUGAAACAAGAAUCCAUAUCGAAGUAUACUACUCGGAGUGCUUUAUGGCAGUGCAGUCUAUGGAGAGUGCAGAACAAUUCGUCAACUUUCCUAGCCCAGCGAGAUCAGCAGCCACCCCCUCCUCGUCUUGCCUACACAGUGAGCACCUAGAUAAACUUUGGGUUGUUAGCAGACCUUUCAAUAGACGUUAGAUUUUAUAUCAUAUCCGUUCUCUUUGCAGGAGAAUUUUCGUGAGUUAUGUUUACUUAAUUAAAAACACAAUUUCAUUUUAGUUGUACUGAGUGUUCUUCAUUUGCUGCGAUUGGAAAUGACGUGUCACGCAGUACAAAAUAGAGUUGGACUCAAAAAAGUGUAGUUUGCAUGGGAGUGUUUCAGAAGAAGCCAAUGUUCAGCGCACGGUACUCUAAAUUCAAUGUGUAUUAAUUAUACACUUUUCUUGAUUCUCUGAAA